UUGGAUCAUGGUCUGGGGCAAAUGUGUUUAUGUAUUAGAACUAAAUAUAUUUGUGGUACUUGCUGUUGGGGGAUAGUGUUCAUUGUGUUUGAAUUUAUGGGGUGCAGCAUCACCAAAAAUAAGGGCUUGGGUCUCAUUUGUUGCAAGUCAUGGUGAUGGGUAUUUCUGGGGAUAAAGCCGAACGGGUUGGGUUAACAUAGAUACUGUGUAAUCGGGAAUGCCAAUCAUUUUGGUGAUGAAUCUGCAAGGUUCCAAGAUGGUCAUAUGACUUGACAAAGCAUCAGAGAACCACACCAUCAUUGAGCAUUAUUGUGAUGGUAUUUCUAUUUGGUGACCAUUCAAAAGAAGAAUACAAGAAAAUGAAAUAAGAUUGCUUGUCUACGGAAAGAAGUUCAGUGUGGUAAAAUGGUACUGAAUUUACCUUUACAGGAGCUGACACUGUUUUGGAAGCUGAUGUUUUGUGGUGAACAUUGAGCUUUAUAAUUUGUGGUUUGCAUUGGUUUCUUUAAUGUGUGGAAACAUAUACUUCUGUACUUCCUGCUUACUGAUAGAUUCUAGUGGUUGUUUUGCGAGAAUUUGGAUUAUUCGUAUGUGGAAUGAUGUUUUAGUUGGGGUUUUCUUUUAUUAGUUCUUCCCCUUGGUUGGUGAAAUAGGGUGAAUCAGAUUGUUUUAUAGGAACUAGUAUGACAUUGUACUCCUCAAGAGUUGUCGCGUGGAUAGUAGAUGCUUGGGAGUUUGGAAAACUUCUAUUAGUAUGUUACCUCUAGUUUCUGCUGGACAUCUGUAGGUUUUUGUUAUUAUCACAUUUCUGACGAGUGGUGCGUUGGUACAGAAAAUGACUUCAGUUCUUUAGACUCUUGGAUUGUUGUUUUCGUUUGUGUUCCCUUUCCUUUGAUACUUUGAUUGUUUGUAAGUUGUAGAAGACAUAGUUAAUGGUCAACAGUAACUGUGAAUUUUUACUCUUCUGGGAUUUGACAUGCCUUUAAGGCUUCAGAACACUUUCUCAUUCUGAGCAACUGUUAACUCUGGCUGGUGGAAACUUUUGAAGUUGAUGUUGCUUUUAAGUCAGAUAUGGGGGGCAUUAACAAGACUCAUAUAUGGCUAUUGAAAAAAGGCAGACCAAGUUGGUAGUGGGUAUUAUUUGGAUGCUUGCCCUUUGGUGGGAGCUCUUUUGGUGGUAGAUUUCCUAUGGGGUUCACGCUAUUGCUCUUCCUGCUCCUUUUUGACGGCAUGUUUCAACUCAUGAGGUUUUGGGAGAAGGUUUACUGGUGGUAUUGCUUUAUGGGCUGGAUUAGUAUUUAUUAGGCACAUAUCUGUCUUCGCUAUCUGCAGGCUGCAGAUAUGGAUGAAGUUCACUUCCUUAUUGCUACUACCGUGCUGUAUUAACUUAUGGUUGCACCGGAUCCAUGAUUUUUGGGGCUUAGGAUACAGAAUUCGUGCAGGUUCCGGAUCUCCUGUACGGCAUAGGGAUGCAGAUCAUCGUUACAGUCCUGAUUUUAAUCAUACUGGUGGUCGGCCACGCGGCCGCGACUUUGGUGGCGGGAGGGGUAGAUAUCGAGACUCCUCACCCCCUUAUGGUCGAGGAAGGGGUGGUGGCAGGCCAUUUGGUAGAGCUUUUGAUGGGCCUGGGUUUGGUCCUGGGCCAUUCAGAGGCGAAGGCAUGAGUAGAAAUAAUCCAAAUGUGCGUCCAAGGGAAGGCGAUUGGGUUUGCCCAGAUCUUUCGUGUAGAAACCUGAAUUUUGCAAGGCGGGAGUACUGUAACACCUGCAACAUGUCUCGCCAUGCACCUGUUGGAAGUCCUCGGAGAGGCUAUCCUGGCCCACCACCUCCACAUGCUCCCCCAAGGCGCUUCCCUGGCCCUCCAAUGGAACGUUCCCCUGGCAGGACGAUGAAUGGCUAUAGGUCCCCUCCUCGUGGUUGGGCUAGGGAUGGCCCCAGGGAGUUUGGAGCUGGUGGUUUACCACCUCCAAGGCACGAAGGCAGGUUUUCUGAUCACCACAUGCCGAGAGAACGGUUGGACUUUCCAGAAGAUGACUACAGAGGGAGGAGCAAGUUUGAUAGGCCAAUGCCAAUAGACUGGGGUCAUAGGGACAACCAUGGAAGGGAUCCCAUCUUCAAUGGAAGGAAAGGAUUUGAGAGAAGGCCACCAUCUCCACCACCAGUACCACCACCAGCACCAUUUCCUCAUCGUGACCGCUGGACUCGUGAUAUUAGAGAGAGAAGCCGCUCCCCAAUAAGGGGCGGCCCACCACCAAAAGACUAUCGCCGGGAUAUGUUUGUGGGACGGGGACGAGAUGAUCGGCGUGCUGUGGGGCGAGACAGAAUUGGAAAUGCAUACUAGCAAGUGGGCCAGGGGGGCAAAAUUUGCACGUGUAAUUGUGGUUUAAGUUUUUGUCUAGAGAGGAAGGAUGGAUAUUCACAGCUCAGGACUAAACUCGGUGCUUUGUUUCUGACCUUGGUAAUGUUGUAUAACUUGAAGUAGGUAAAAUACUCGAUUUUGCAAUUAUUA
This is a messenger RNA of Corylus avellana, 2509 nucleotides long. RefSeq names its product RNA-binding protein-like protein. The record is from RefSeq and is a predicted model, not a curated record. Gene Ontology annotation, molecular function: RNA binding. NCBI's taxonomy places the organism in Eukaryota, Viridiplantae, Streptophyta, Magnoliopsida, Fagales, Betulaceae. Gene Ontology annotation, biological process: regulation of DNA-templated transcription.